AUGCUUCAAGUGCGUAGGGAGCUCACAAAAAAGGUCGAACCGGGCACAAUUGAUCUGGUCACAAUUGAGCUCAAUAUCCGCAGCCUCUGCACUCUGACGGCCACCUUGGUAGCUCAAACACUGAAAUAUGGAGCGGAUAAAGAAGAUGAGUAUCUGUGGAGGAGAAAAUCAAAAGAGCAUGUGAAGGCUGUGGUGGCAGCGGCCCACGGAGGCAAAAAUGAAGCCUUGAUUUGUGUCAUUAUUGAGAUGGCCGUGGCGGAGGCAUUCUACUUCCGAACAGCCCUGAAGCCAGGUGAUAUGAGAUUAGGGACACACUUGGAGGAAUAUCUUUCCGAGUAG
Messenger RNA from Clonostachys rhizophaga, 339 nucleotides. Lineage: Eukaryota; Fungi; Ascomycota; Sordariomycetes; Hypocreales; Bionectriaceae. The record is from the annotation of a GenBank genome assembly.